Penaeus vannamei (Pacific white shrimp) is the source of this 762-nucleotide messenger RNA. The record is from RefSeq and is a predicted model, not a curated record. Lineage: Eukaryota; Metazoa; Arthropoda; Malacostraca; Decapoda; Penaeidae.
AUGGACACAGGUGGUACAGGUGAGGGUGGACACAUGUGCGCAGGUGGCACAGGUGGGCACCAGGUGAGCGCAGGUGGAUACAGGUGGGCGCAGGUGGACACAGGUGGGGUACAGGUGAGCGCAGUUGGACACAGGUGGGUACAGGUGGGUGCAGGUGGUACAGGUGGAGCGCAGGGUGGGUACAGUGGACACAGGUGGGUACAGAUGGGUACAGGUGAGCGCAGGUGGGCACACAGGUGGGCACAGGUGAGCCAGGUGGAUACAGGUGGGUACAGGUGGGUACAGGUGAGCGCAAGUGGGUACAGCGUGGGACAGGUGGGCGCAAGUGGGUACAGGUGGGUACAGGUGAAGCGCAGGUGGGUACAGGUGGACACAGGUGGGUACAGAUGGGUACAGGUGAGCGCAGGUGGGCACAGGUGGGCACAGGUGAGCGCAGGUGGAUACAGGUGGGUACAGGUGGGCGCAGGUGGACACAGGUGGGUACAGGUGGACGCAGGUGGGUACAGUGGAGCGCAGGUGGACACGUGGGUACAGGUGGGUGCAGGUGGGUACAGGGUGAGCGCAGGUGGGUACAGGUGGACACAGGUGGGGUACAGAUGGGUACAGGUUCGCAGGUGGGCCAGGUGGGCACAGGUGAGCGCAGGUGGGUACAGGUGGGCGCAGGUGGACACAGGUGAGCGCAGGUGGGUACACGUGGAGGUGAGCGCAGGUGAGACAGGUGAGCGCAGGUGGACACAGGUGAGCGCAGGUGGACACGAGUGA